Messenger RNA from Anoplophora glabripennis (Asian longhorned beetle), 2127 nucleotides. RefSeq lists its product as uncharacterized. Bases 1 to 2127 code for a protein of 708 amino acids. The record is from RefSeq and is a predicted model, not a curated record. NCBI's taxonomy places the organism in Eukaryota, Metazoa, Arthropoda, Insecta, Coleoptera, Cerambycidae. The transcript is spliced from 6 exons.
AUGGACCAAAACCGGUCCGACAGCGGCACCAACCAGCAGCAAAACGUCCACCUGCACAUGCACCACGUGUGCAACUGUCAAGGUAGUGUUUAUCCCACAUAUUAUCCCGCAGUUGGUUACCGAAGCCCCGUGCCUCCCCUAGUGUCGUACCCCCCGCCGCCCGUGGCUAGACCGUACCUCCAGCACUACCAGUACACCCAGUUCAAUAUGGGCAGCCAGUACUCCAUGCCAAUCACCCACGUGGCAGCCGCUGGCCCAGUGUACGGCACUACAUCGUCCCCUAGCUCGGACGUGGUGUUUGGGGCACCGCCAAGGGAAAGGAGGGACAAGGGGGAGUCCCAGGAGGGAAACAGUGACGUGGAGAGGAAUAACGAUUCUUCCGUUUACGAUUAUGGCCAAAUCACGCCCCCUGCCAGCGAGCUUUUGCUGACGGAUAACGCUGAGAACGCUUCUCCAGAGAACUUCGUGAAGUUCCUGGAACGCAGCUGCUUAACAGCUGAACAGAUCGCCUACCGCAACCGCAACCGGCCCUGCUUCCGCAACAUCCAGAACCUCUGCAUCCGCACCAGGUCCGAGAUCCUGAAACCCUGCACCACCGUCUCCAACAUACACUCGCAGGGCAUCCCCUGGGCCACCAAAGAUUUCAUAUACGCCUUCGUCCGCCUCACCAACUGCUGGCACAUCCUCAAGGGUUACUGGGAGAACAGGGACGGUUCCAGCUUGGGCAAAAUCGAGAAGGAACUGACACCGGAGUUCAGGGCUUGCUACGUCCGGUGGGAGAAGGAGACCAUAGAUCUGGCCGCUCAGCUGACCAGGGUGUUCUACAAUCUGGACACCAACCUGGUUUCCCCGCAGGUGAAUAUAUUGAAGACCCCUACAGUCGAGAAUACCUCCAAGAAAAUGUCCCCCAGCGAGAGCAUCAACGCCGCGACGCUGACCAACUUAUCUGUGCCGACCCCCUCGAAGAAUGUCAGGGGGAUCAUCCACCUACCCUCGGCCCCCAUCACGGAGACCGUGGACCAGGCGAACCAGACCUACUCGGGCGACUUCUGCACCUCCAAGGAGGAAGGCUACGACUCCGAGGAAGAGCGUCGGGUCUACAUGAAGCCUGGUAGUUACAGCGUGCCCAAGAAGGAAGGCAACGAGGCCGGCGCCAACGGCAGUCCCAGGGCAAUCGAGUUCCUGGAGACGGCCCAGAACAUCAACAAGGCCCAGACGGCCAACGACCGCUACUGGGCCAACGUGAACGUGGGGAGCGGCUGCAAGAAGCCGAGCGAGACCAAAAUCGGUCAGGAACGCUCCGAGUCGGAUCUGGAGCUGAACCUCUCCAGCCACCUCAACGUGCACGAGUGGCUGCUGAGCAGCGACUUCUCCGACUUCGGGGAGCCGUCGCCGAUGUCGGCGCCCGCCGCCCAGGACCUGCGGCAGUUCUUCGUCGACCCCGCCGCCAUGUACGACGCCCUGCCCCAGCUGGACUCGGACCCCCAGAAGCCGUCGGCCCCCUCCUCCAUCACGGUGCUGCAGCGCGGCAAGGCCGGAGGGAGGGGCGGCGACAAGGGGGGCGCCGUGAACGGACGGGUGCAAGGUGAGGAGUCGGGCUUUGGCGGGUGCGCCGGUGACAGUGACCCUUUUACAGAGAUCGCCUCGAGGACGUACAGGAAGGGCUCGAGGAAGGGCGCGGGGAUGUACGAGAGCCCCGAGGACGGGAUCACCAGCGCGGGGACGGUGAUCCUGGAGAAGCUGCUGAUGGACCUGAAGAAUUACGACGUCCUGGAGGGGCUCGACGCCGCGGACAAGAAUUACUACUCGCCCAUCAUCGACAUAGACACGAUCAUAGAAAAGGUGAAGAACGAAGAGUAUAUCUACAUUAACGAAGUUGUGAGGGACCUCAAGUACCUCAUCAACUAUUACACGGUUUUCGCACAGCACUUCAACAACGUGGACAACAAGAAGAUGGAGCUGGUGGUUUUCAUCACGGAGAUGUUCUCCCUGAAGCUGCGCGACUUCCUGCAGGAGAGCUUCCCCGGGUACGACUUCGGCGACGUGAAGGGGGACCUGCACCAGGCCGCGGGGCCCCUCAAGGCGAAGCUGGCCAAGUUCAGCGGCGACGGGGACCAGUUCUUGUGA